Messenger RNA from Linepithema humile (Argentine ant), 4208 nucleotides. RefSeq names its product Uncoordinated 115a (gene Unc-115a). Gene Ontology annotation, cellular component: actin cytoskeleton. Gene Ontology annotation, molecular function: actin filament binding. Gene Ontology annotation, biological process: cytoskeleton organization; lamellipodium assembly. Lineage: Eukaryota; Metazoa; Arthropoda; Insecta; Hymenoptera; Formicidae. The record is from RefSeq and is a predicted model, not a curated record.
UCUGCUCGGCACCGCAAUGUCGGCCGUCGUGUGUACCGUGAUAGGAACGUUGCUCGCGUUUUCCGCGAUUUUCUAAGUGAAACGCGCAACGCGCGCGCCCACAUCGCCGUCCAGUGCCGUGCUAUGACCGUGUGAUCCGUUACACGACGAGGAUCCACAGCUGAUUCGCCGCAGCUCCUGCUAUUCCCGAAGAUGGGGUGGAGUCGACCGUGAAAAGUGAACAUUAUUAUCUGCGUCGACUGUACCGGUUGACAAUUGGGACUCGACGCGCGGAUCUCUUCCACUAGCAGCGGUUGCUUGGCAGUCGACGAUCGGCAGUCGUGGCGAUCGUGUUGAACGUGGUGUCGGAAAUAUUCAGUGUCCAUUUUUUAUAACCGGAAUAACAGCUUCGAAAUUCAGAUCGAGCCGAGUCAGAGAAGCCGGCUCGCGCUACUCCUACCUCCGAGUGAGUUUGAAUCGAAUUUUAAUCGACGCGACUCGCUGCAACUAAUUGUCAUCGCGGCCCGACACUAUCUUAUCGCUGCCUCGACAUCGCGCGGGGGAAAUAAAAAGGAAGGAGCGGUGUGUAUGCCGGCGACUUGUGGCCCUGACGUUACGCAACGCAGCCGACAGAUACAAUGAAGUCGAAAACGAGUGAGAGUUUUAUAGCGAGUGAAAGCAAGACGGGGGUCAGGAAAGACGGUGCCGACGAGCACAAACAAAAACAGUUGAAAAAAGGUAAAACGUUUUGCCAGUCCUGUAAGAAGAAGUGCAGCGGAGAGGUGCUGCGCGUGCAGGACAAAUACUUUCACAUAGGAUGCUUUAAAUGCGCCCAGUGCAAUACCAGUUUAGCACAGGGCGGAUUCUUUGUACGCGAUAAUGCCUAUUACUGCACCAAGGAUUAUCGGGAACGGUGGGGCACGCGAUGUGCCGGUUGCGGGGAAUACGUGGAAGGUGAUGUGGUGACAGCCGGCGAGAAGCAUGCAUUUCAUCCGAAUUGUUUCCAUUGCCAAAGAUGUCGGCAACCGUUGCUGGGGCAGGGAACGAAAGUGUCUCUUGUUCAAGGUCAAGCGCUGUGUCAUCGAUGCGUUGGUAUCCCAGUUCGCGAGGCCGCGACGCCGGUCAGUAAUAGCACUGGUACCAAAAGCGGCGGGCACACCGACCCUGGUGCUUGCGCCGGUUGCGGAAACCAAUUGAGGGAAGGUCAGGCGCUGGUCGCGCUCGAUCGCCAAUGGCACGUCUGGUGCUUCAAGUGUCACAGCUGCGACACUGUGCUCCAUGGAGAAUACAUGGGAAAAGACGGCGUGCCUUACUGCGAGAAGGAUUACCAGAAGCAAUUCGGGGUGAAGUGCGCCUAUUGCAAUCGUUACAUCAGCGGCAAGGUCUUACAGGCCGGCGACAACCAUCAUUUCCACCCGACCUGCGCACGCUGCACGAAAUGCGGCGAUCCGUUCGGUGACGGGGAGGAGAUGUAUCUGCAGGGCGCUGCUAUAUGGCAUCCUCGCUGCGGUCCAGGACCCACCGGGCCGAAUGGCAUCGUGAACGGACACGGAGACGCUCACACCCCGCAACAUCGGGAAUCGGAGCGGAUUUCCAGCAGCGCUUCGGAGAUGCAGUUUUCAUUGCGGUCACGCACGCCAAGCCUGAACGGAUCGCUGUGCAGCCCUUACAGCAGCCUCAGUCGCAAGUAUUAUCCCGCGCGAACUGGAAGUCCUGGCCUGAUCUUGAGAGAAUAUGGACGACCAGCAGAAGAUGUGUCUAGGAUUUAUACUUACUCGUAUUUGACUGAAACGCCCAGUCAAGGAUAUUUGAGACGUCCGAUACAGCCCUACGAUAAACCCCCAACUAGCCCGCAUUUUCAUAGACCUAGUUCAUCUCGUUCGAUAAGAAGCAGCGGUGGACGCAGCAGCAGGUCGGGAAUGCGAGCUCUGGUCGAUGCUCUGAGCGAUACCAGACCGAAAUCGCCGGCAAGUCAGGUAGAUAACGAUGAACCCAUAGAAUUGGCGCAUUAUCCAGACGCUAUGAAGCCGCCGCCGGGGGCUCAACCGCCAAUCGAGAGAGAUGAUUUUCCUGCUCCGCCGUAUCCUUACACUGAUCCCGAGAGACGUAGACGAUGGUCUGACACUUACAAGGGAGUACCUGCAUCUGAUGACGAGGAUGAAGUGGACAACAAAACAUAUAUUAAAGAGGCGGAGCAGAAGUUGAAAAAAGAACGGGAUGAAUUGAGCAAGAUCGACACGGGAAUAGCUAAAGUAUUCCUGCAAGAUCGCGAGAAGGAUCGGGAGAAUUUGCGACACAGGGCUGCGAAUGUUGAUCCUAGAAACGCCUCGAGGACACCGUCCGCCGCCAGGGAACCUUCAUACCGAUUGCGUUACGAGAGUCCUGUUGGCGCAUCGCCUUCGCGAAAUAUCGAUCAUGCACGCCCUUGGGAGGACGACGAUGGUUUCAGCUACAGAUCUAGCGGGCCUAGCUACAACGUUGGGAGGUCAUCGGCGCGCUCCCCGGCUCCCAGAAACUAUCCACCCCUUGGUACUCAGCGCGCCUUCACUCUUCCAAACGCCACUAGGCACUAUCACUCGGUGAUUGUGAGCUCCCUUCGGCACAUCCCGAAGCCGGGGUACGGUCUGGCACCGCGAAGUCACACCUUCUCCUCGACCGGCGGUUCCGUGUCUGCUCUCCCUGGCGACUAUUCAUUCAGCGGGAUGGGCGACAAGACGCACAGCACUGAUUUCUCAUCCGGCAAAUCGGACAUAUCAACAGGCAGCAUCACGGAUGUGGAUCGACGGGCAUUGAAUGAUGGUGGAAUCCUUCCAUCAUCUACCACGUAUACAGGUGGCCUAGGUUCGGUUGUUGGGGGCCACGGAGGUCAUCACGUCAGAAGAUCACUGCCGGACAUGGGUGCUGCACCAACCGAACCACCCAAACUGUAUCCCUAUCACCUACUUGUUAUCACCAACUACAGGCUGCCAGCUGACGUGGAUCGUUGCAAUCUCGAGCGACAUCUCUCCGAUGCGGAAUUCGAAGCUGUCCUCCAGUGCUCCCGCGCGGAAUUCUACAGAUUGCCACAGUGGCGUCGUAACGAAAUCAAAAGACGUGCCCGGCUAUUUUAAUUCUUGCUAUAUAUUUUACUUAUUAUAUCCGCAUUGUGUCAUGAUUGUGUUACUGUGGUACAGACUGUACAUUCCUACUGCGUGGGUAGAUGCAUAGCGGAGAAAAAAAUGUGUUCGGCAACCAUUGCGAGCAUCUGCCAGCUUGCAUAUGCUUUCAAAAUGGAAGUCCUCUAAAACGGGAGCACAUACAGAUACAGAUAUAGUAUAUACACACAUACACAGAGAGAUAAACACAUGUAAUGACAGGGAAGCACUGCCAAUUGUCGUCAAUUUUUUUCUCGCAGCAACGAAUCCACAGGCAGCUUCAUUUUACAACCUAAUCUGUUUAUCUAUAUAAUUAUUCUUUUUCUAGCCUUACCGUAAUUUGGUUUUAUUCACACAUAUAAAGUACGCAAUGACGGCUGACGUUAACGUAUAGAGGAGAAAAUAAUCAAAUAGGAAAAAGUUGCAAAUAAAACUCUUAAUACAAUUCGCUAUUGUAAAUAAGAAGUUUGUCAAGAGGUCAAAAAGCGGCGCGAGGAAACAGCUAGGAAGUUUCAAACUACAUAACUGCGUAUUCGCUAAAUCGCAUACAUACAUAUACAUAUAUUAACCUUGCGCAAGAUUAUGGUGCAAGGAACGCUACUAUGUAGAAUCUAUUAUCAUUAUUAAUUUUUAACUAUUAUUAUUAUAUUAUUAUUAUAUUUUACUAUGUGAAAGAUGAAGGAUAAGUAGGUGAGCCCAGCUUGCUGAAUGGUGCGAGUACGCUGAUUAAUUGGAUGACUUUUUUUGUGUGAUUUACCACGUUUUAAUUUACUUUGUGGCAAGAAUUAUUUUAUGAAAUAGCUUACGCGCAGUAUUCCUGUGUGACAGCAUUUAUUCUAUCCUUUUCAUUAUUCUUGAUGUAUUAACUAAAGAAACGCUCUGCAGUGCGGAUUGCGAUAGACUCCUACGAUUACUCGAUCACUCUACAUUAGAGUACAUAUAAAUAAAGAAAUCAGGACCAAAUUUAUAGGCGUGGUGGAUCCAGCAAUCAAACCAUCGAGGGCUUCAUCGUUAACACGAAAAAUAUGUUUUAUUAUAUUUUAAUCAAUAUACAAUUUUAUUGCAAUUUGCAUCUGAAUUGAAUUUUUAUUAUUG